This is a messenger RNA of Cyprinodon variegatus (sheepshead minnow), 475 nucleotides long. RefSeq names its product collagen alpha-1(XX) chain-like. The transcript is spliced from 3 exons. Lineage: Eukaryota; Metazoa; Chordata; Actinopteri; Cyprinodontiformes; Cyprinodontidae. The annotation marks the transcript as partial. The record is from RefSeq and is a predicted model, not a curated record.
AGAUUCUUCCGAGGAAACCAUACCAGUGUGAGAGCGACGCAGCGGCAGACAUCGUGCUGUUGGUUGACGGCUCCUGGAGCAUCGGACGCACCAACUUCAGGCGCGUCAGAGACUUCCUGGAGGGGCUGGUGACACCUUUCAAAGUCGGACCAAACCACAUUCAAAUCGGGCUGACCCAGUACAGCGGAGACCCUCGCACAGAGUGGCAUCUCAAUAACUUCACCACAAAACAGCAGCUGUUGGAGGCGGUGAGGAACUUCAGGUAUAAAGGAGGAAACACCUUUACAGGACAGGCACUGCUGCACGUCAUGGAGGAAAACAUGAAGACCAAGGUGGGAUCCAGAGCCAACGUACCAUCUUUCCUGGUCCUGUUGACUGAUGGGAAGUCUCAGGAUGAUGCCAUCGCAGCAGCUAACCGGCUUAAGAACGCAGGCGUGGAAAUCAUCGCUGUAGGUGAGACUGAAAGAUGGAAGAG